Messenger RNA from Perca flavescens (yellow perch), 1041 nucleotides. Its product is annotated as complement C1q-like protein 4. Lineage: Eukaryota; Metazoa; Chordata; Actinopteri; Perciformes; Percidae. Gene Ontology annotation, molecular function: protein binding. The coding region runs from base 169 to 813 and encodes 214 amino acids. The transcript has 4 exons. The record is from RefSeq and is a predicted model, not a curated record.
UAUAAAGCUCACACAGCUUUACAGACGGCACAGUUCAACAGUAAGCUGCCAGUGCAAGAAUUCAGAUCUCUGUGAGUUUUAUGCUGUUGUUGCUGCUCAGCUCCAUCUCCCCAAGUGAAAGUGUUGCUUGACAGCAGACGUUUCCUCAAGACAUCUGCGCUGAGAGAGAUGGCCGCCUCGUUGUGUCAACUGAAGGCUCCAGACAUCUAUGUUGCGCUGAGAGAGAUGGCCGCUUCGUUGUGUCAACUGAAGGAGGACAUGGCAGUGUUGCAAAGAGAGGCCACAGGUCAAGCACAGCUGAAAGCUGAAGUGGACAAGCUGAAGGCUGAAGUGGACAAGCAGAAGUCUGAAGUGGACAAGCAGAAGACUGAAGUGGACAAGCUGAAGCAACAACUGCAAGCCCGACAGGUUGCAUUCUCAGCCUCUCUGGUGGCUGGAAGUAAAUCAGGCCAAGAAUGCACUACCGGACCCUUUCCCACGAAUACUCUUCUGAUCUACAAACAUGUCCCCACCAACAUCGGAAAUGCCUACAACCCAAACUCAGGUGUGUUCACUGCCCCGGUGAGAGGAGCGUACCACUUUGAGUGGUGGGUCACUGAGGACUACGGUGGCCAUGCUGCAAGUGCUGUGUUGGUCAAGAACUCAGAGAAUGUUUUCAUGGCAUGGGAGAAACAUGGGAGCGCUUCUAAUGGUGUCACACUGUUGCUGGAGGUGGGAGAUGUUGUGUUUGUGCGUCUGGUGGCUAACACUGUGGCGCGUGACAACGACAAUCACCACACCACCUUCAGUGGGUUUCUGCUGUUCCCCAUGUAAGACAGAAACAGCAGCUCUGUGAUAGCCACGCAGGUUUUUGUUGUCUUAAACAAGUCUUCAUAACCCUUCAUAUAUUUGAUCUGAUUUUCAUCUGCAUCCAAAUAAUAUUAAGUAAUAAUUGUAGACAAGUAUUUUUUUUUUCUUCUUCAAAUAUAAACUGGUUAAUAUUUCUUAUUCUCUCUUGUUUCGGUAAUUUUAAUCAAAUAAAAAUAUAUCAUUGCAAUUACA